AGGUGUUCUGUCAGGUUGACGGCAGGAGUUUGUGCAGGCCAUUCAAGUUCAUCAAUACCGAAGUCACUCAUUUAUGGACCCUGGUUUGUGCAUUGGUGCACAGACAUGUUUGAACAGGAAGGAGGAGCCCCAAACUGUUUGACUGUCCAAAAUCUCUUGGUAUACUGAAGCAUUCAGAGUUCCUUUCACUGGAGCUCAGUAGCUAAUAUUUUGGACAUUUCCAACUUAAGGGGAACAGUUUGGAGAUGGCCCUUCCCUUUUCCAACAUGACUGUGCAUCAGUGCACAAAUCAGGGUUCAUAAAGACACUGAUGAGAGAGUUUAAAGUGGAUGAACUUGACUGGCCUGCACAAUCCUGACCUCAACCCUAUCGAACACUCUUGGACGAAUUAGAGCGAAGACUGAGAGCCAGGCCUUCUCGUCCAACGUGUAACUUCACGAAUGCGCUUCUGUAAAAAUGGCCAUGAAUUCCCAUAAACUCACUCCUAAACCUUGUGGAAAACCUACCCAAAAGAGUUUAAGAUGUUAUAACUGAAGAGGGUGGACCAAUGUCAUAUUAAAACCUAUGGAUUAAGAAUGGGAUGUCACUUAAAUUUACAUCAGUCAAGGCUGGUGAGUGACUACGUUUAGCCAUAUUGUGUAUGUGUGUGCGUGUGUGUGUGUGAGUGAGUGAGUGUGUGUGUGAGUGAGUGUGUGUGUGUGUGUGUGCGAGAAUAGAUAGAUAGGUGUGUGUGUGUGUGUACUGAAUUUCAUGUCUGCAUCACGUUCCUAAAAAGCUGGGACAGGGGCAACAAAAGACUGGGAAAGUUGCAAAAUGCUAAAAAAAAAACAAAAAAACACCUGUUUGGAACAUUCCACAGGUGAACAGGUUAAUUGGAAACAUGAUUUGGUAUAAAAGGAGCAUCCCCAAAAGACUCAGUUGUUCAAAAGCAAGGAUGGAGUGAGGUUUAUCACUUUGUUAACAACUGCAUGAGCAAAUAGUCCAACUGUUUAAGAACAAUGUUUCUCAAUGUACAAUUGUAAGAAAUUCAGGGAUUUCAAAUUUCAUCAUAUCUAGUCCAGAAUAUUAUCAAAAUAUUCAGACAAUCUAUAGAAAUCUCUGUCAGCCACAAGGCUGGCUGAGUGCCCAUGACCUUCGAUCCUCCAGGCGGCACUGCAUUCAAAAUUGGCAUCAUUGCAAGGUUACUGUAAUUGAUCAAAUUAUAUGAAAAUUACUCAUUUACUGGCACUGGAAGUCAUGACGUUUCGGUAUCAGUACAUUACCCAUAAUUCACGCAGACAGCGUCGUUGGCCUCGGUGUCACCAUUCCAUAUUUGAGUGUUGUUUGAAACCUGGUGUUCAUACUCUCAUGCAGGACCAGGAUAGCCAACAUUAAACAAGUGUAAUAAUCACAUCGAGUCAUGUCUCAGUGAUGUCUCUUGCAUGGUGCAGACACUUUUGGACACAGCUUGAUUCUUCAUUUGUAGCUUUUUCAACUCUCGUUUAAUCUCCCGAUUGGCUCGGGGCCAUCCAAAGAUCAAGUAGUGAGUGAGCCAAACACGUCAAAAACAGUUCUGGAAGCACAGCCAAUCCAUUUGUACACACCAACCAAGACGGAGAGACUGGGAUGCAAGGAAGCUCUGGUCCCUGCCAGUGGCCUUGUCUGCACACGCACAUCUUAAUUGCGCUGUACCACACCUUGAAGACAUGCUUCUGCAAAUAUUAGUAAUUCGCUAUGUGCAAAAUGUCAUGUGACCAAACCCGGAAAACGGGAUAGCUGACGUCCUGUGUAUGCUACGCUAACGAGCAUGACUGGUUUGAUGACAUGACUGUUUAAAGCUGAAUUUGUAAAAUUGUGUUUUCAUGGCUGGUGUGUUUGGACAAAAGUUAAAUACAUUGAUAUAAUUUAUUUAAACAAAUAUAUAUGUAAACACGACCGAAGCCCGAACAACAAAUAUUGUAAUCUUUGGUGGCUCUGUGGUGACAUUUUGUGUUUACAAAAGACAUGGUAGACCUUUUAAGUUCCUACGGGUGCUUUGAAACGGUCCCCUUCCCCAUUCACCCAAGCGAGGAGGAAGUGCUUUUACCCCUUUUGCCAAAUGCGGAGGUAGGUUGAGCAUAUACUGGAUUGUUAAUCGCUUUUUACCAUCAUAAUGAAUCUUUGGGUAAUAGCUGACAAAUAUUUUCCAGCAAGAUGUACUAUAGAAGAAGAAGAAAAAAACAUUUACUUUGUGAAAGCAUCUCAUAGUUUUAGUGCCACGAACAAGCAUCUAGUUCUUAUAUAGCCAACAGUUGCUAGUUUAUACGUAUAUUGUGAGGGUAAUACAUAUAGGCAAGAAUUUAAGGAAAUAAAAGAUUUGUGUCAAGUAGUGCUACGAACAAAUCAGUGAUGAUUCAGAUUGACUCAUCAAUCCUAAUAUAUAGAAAAAAAAAUGUGUAUCCAGAAUCAGAAUUUUCACAUUUGAAUCAAAACGAGUCAAAGAAUAAAAUACUUCUUAUUUUAUUCUUAACAAGCGCUGCAAUGCUGCCCACAAGUGCUGCCAUUUUGAUUUAGUGCACAUCGCCUCUGUGCAUGUACGCAUUGUCGCUUCACCAAGAUCUCCAUAAAGUUUGUUGCACAGAUAACAUGGGAGCGCCUCAACGGAAGCUGAAAAGGAGCCAUGGGUGGAGGAGGCGACCGCGGCACGCCGUCAGAUUUAAUGGGAGCAAGUUGAUCCAACACAGCGUGAAGCUAGAGUGAUUAGGUAGCCAGCAGGCUAGGUAGCAUUAGCUGGAAAGGUGACAAGCUUCGUCCAGUCUAUGAAAAUGUAUGGCACAGACGAGUGCGAAACAGACCCGGGAUUCUACCUGUGGCCAAGGGACAGCAAGGGAUCCUGGUCAAAAAUGCACCAACCAAAGAAGGACCCGGGGGGAAGCACACGGCGUCACUCGGCACGCCACCAGUCUGCCUCUCAUCGCCCUGAGCCUGCCGACCACACCUACCCUCCUCGACGGCUCUCUCCAAAGUCCCAGCAUGCAGAUCCUGGUGGUGGUAGCAGCUUUCAUGGGUGUUCUGCUCAGUGUGAGAGCAGCCGCCGUGCUUCCUGUGGAGGACAGCAGGAGCCCCAUGCAGGGGCUGAACAGGGGACAGGACCUAAGCAAACAGCGCAAAGAGCUGAUCCUGAAGCUGGUGUCCAGCUUGCUGGAGGGGGCAUUGGACACCAACAUACUCCCAGAGGAGACGUCACCCGAGGAGCUGGAGGAGCCGCUGGAUUCGCGCCUGGUGGAGCGGGCUGUCUACAACAGGCUAUCACUGCCUCAGCGUGACCGCAAGGCACCCUGUAAAAACUUUUUUUGGAAAACGUUCACCUCCUGUUAACAGAAAAAAAAAAAAAGAAACCCAAACAACAACACCCGCUGCCAGCUCCUCAUGAACUGUAGUGAACCUCAGCUGUGCAUCUCACCUCCACCUGUCAUUGAUGGACUUCACAGGACACGCUGUGUCACUUUUCAGCACAUGUACUGUAUUUAUGUACCUAUUUAUUUAUAGACACUAUGUAUGUGACAUCUUUUAAGGAUAAAGAAUAAAUCAUGGUUGUAAUAUUC
This is a messenger RNA of Phyllopteryx taeniolatus (common seadragon), 3563 nucleotides long. It is a transcript of the gene sst7, whose product is annotated as somatostatin family member 7. Gene Ontology annotation, molecular function: hormone activity. Gene Ontology annotation, cellular component: extracellular region. The transcript has 4 exons. The record is from RefSeq and is a predicted model, not a curated record. Gene Ontology annotation, biological process: regulation of cell migration. The coding region runs from base 2788 to 3336 and encodes 182 amino acids. NCBI's taxonomy places the organism in Eukaryota, Metazoa, Chordata, Actinopteri, Syngnathiformes, Syngnathidae.